Molecule: messenger RNA, 698 nt
Organism: Saccostrea echinata
Lineage: Eukaryota; Metazoa; Mollusca; Bivalvia; Ostreida; Ostreidae
Exons: 2
Coding region: 1-507 (168 amino acids)
Biological process (GO): signal transduction
Source: RefSeq, a predicted model, not a curated record
AUGCUGCCUGCCUGCUUCAAACAGGCUAAGGGCAAAAGUGAACCAAUUUUUGGCGAAAAACUUUACGAUGCAAUAAUUGUCUAUAGUCCAAAUGACAAAGACAAAGCCCUAAAUUUUUUAUCAAGUUUAAAAAGAGACAUCCUCCGGGAUGAAAAUUGUUUCCAGAUUGCUCUGUUUGAUGACCCUAGAAUCUCAAGUAUAAACGAGGCAUUCCAAACUUCUUCUGUGGCAUUCGUGUUACUGACCAAAGACUUUUGUGAGUGUGAUUGGCCUGGGUUUUCCAGCAAUCAAGUUGUAAUGGAGUCCCUGUAUACGAAAACGCCUUGUACCAUUGUACCGGUCAUUCUUCCGAACGAAUUUGGUGGAAAUAUGUUCAAAAUCCCCAUGGGUUUAAAAUGUAUGAAACAACUUCGGCUGAAUUUUGAAGAUGAACUUGUCAGGGAAAGUGUGUCUAGAUUUCUUACCUUAAAAAUCCGACAACGUCUUUCAAAGAUGAUGGAGGUCUAGAUUACUAGGCGGCAGCUUCUGUCGGAAUCUCUUCGCACAAUGACAGUGACAAAGAAAUGGCAAUAUUCUACUAACCAUAGGCAUUACUAACUCUCAAAACGGCAGCAUAGAUUGUAAUAAACAUUUUUUUUUUAAUUUUAAAUAACGCUUAAUGCGUUCCUAUCUUUUGUGUAUUAAACGUAUAUCAUAAU